Linum trigynum is the source of this 3567-nucleotide messenger RNA. The record is from the annotation of a GenBank genome assembly. Lineage: Eukaryota; Viridiplantae; Streptophyta; Magnoliopsida; Malpighiales; Linaceae.
UGUUACCGACCAAAACUUUUGUGAGCAAGUUGGACAAUUACCCGAGUAUUAUUCAAUACAUUUUGGAAGCGAAAAGAAACUAUAGCCCAUGAAAGUUUGGAUUUCCUCAAAAGAAAAAAAGCCCAUGGGUUUGGAUCAAAGCCCAAACGCACGCCACUCUCUUCAAUCCAGAAUCCCUAAGAAUUGCCAUCACUGAGACUCGUCUUACGAGAAGCGAAUUUCCCGCCGUUGCCUCCAACUCCAAAACCGCCGUCAAUCGCCGUCCGAACCCCCGCCGCCCGCCGACCGCUUACUGCUGCCGUGAAAUCAGUCGCCUCGCGCCACCCAACUCUCCCCCCGAUCUCGCCUCUUUUGUAGUAUCUAUUCCCGAUUCACAAACCAGACCAGGAGCCGAGAACCCUAGGUACCCUUCAUUCAUCUCAGUUUUACUCUUUGCUCACUUCUAAGAAAGCUCUUAAACGUCUUUUGCCUUGAUAGUAUCAUUUAGAAAUGUGCUUUCUCCACCAAAAGUUAGUUACUUUACAUCGUUGAUCGGGUUCGGAUUAACCUUUUUUCCCCUUGCUGAACUUAGUUGAGCUUUUAAGAUGGUGAUGUGGAUGGGAACUCUGUUAGACCUGCAUUGGUACGAAGCUUCUUCUAUGAGUAUAGUUGUAACAUGACUUCUGAAGCCUGUUUUUUUAAUAAUGUAAUAAACGGACAGGCAAGAGAAGAGAUACAACAGAAAGUGACAAUGAGGUUGGUGGACUCAUCUGGGGAUUUGUCAGGAGAAAUGGAAGUGGAUGCAUUCAGGCGCCUCUUCCCGCUGCGCUACUAUGAGCGCCACCUUGCCGAAUCUAUACGACCUGACGGUAGGCCUCUUGGAAUGGCUAGAGAUACCACAUUGGCAUUGGGGGCUGUUUCUUCAGCGGAUGGAUCUGCUCUCGCAAAGAUCGGCUCUACUACAAUGCUUGCUGCCAUAAAAAUGGAAGUCAUGACUCCUUCUGCAGAAUCACCUGAUGAGGGGUGUAUAGCUAUUGAGUUUCACAUGCCACCAAUUUGCUCUCCCAUUGUCAGGCCUGGCAGGCCUGCUGAAGCAGCAGUAGUUGUGUCAAAGCAACUGUCUGAUACCAUAUUGAGUUCUGGGAUGAUUGAUCUGAAGGAACUUGCUUUGGUCAAUGCCGAUGGUGCACUUUUUGAUGCAGCAUUGCUUUCAGCUGUGGCUGCAUUCUCCCACUUGCAAAUCCCAGUAGUUUCCCUGAACGACAAAGGGAAAAUAGUAGCCUUCACAGAGGAAGGUGAUACUGUGGGGAAGUUGGAGAAAGAAGCAGUUAACAAAGAGAAGAGAAAACUAACACUGGGCAACAUCCCUUUCUCACUCACAUGCACACUGCAUAAGAAGCACAUCUUGGCAGACCCCAGUUCGGAAGAAGAGUCCAUCAUGGAAACUCUCGUGACAGUGGUCAUGGACUCGUCCGACAGACUCGUGUCGUUCUACAAACCUGGUGGACCUGCUCUUGCCUAUACGUCUCUUGUUACAGAUUGUGUACGAUUGACGAGGCAAAGAAUGAAAGAACUCGAGAAGAUCCUUGACGAAGCCUUUUCGGGGAUGGAGGUUGACUAGUUUUGCUACUGCUACCCAUUUGAGUUUUCCUUGGGGAUGGAUGAAUCUGGUUAAUCUUGAUGUUCUCAAUCUCAAUGGAGUGGACACUGCUGGAUGGCAAAAUCAGCAGGACUGAUUUCCCCUGUUUGAAUAUGUGCAGUUCCUAACUUCACAAUGUUUGAUUAGGUAGGGGAGAAAUGUGCACUAAUUUAUGACAUCAAAUUUUGGUUGUGGGCAGACCAUCAUAUUUUGUUAUCUCUUCACGAUGUGCCCACUGUCAAGGUUCGUGGAAUCAUGUUCGUCGGAUGGCAAAUGAAGCAGCGCAUAUCAUGGCACACUCCAGAGACCUCUCGUCUAAUGCAAUUGUUUGGCUGGAUAAUCCCCCUUCUUGUUUAGUUCACCAGCUACAGCUGGAUAACGCUAUGGCGGAUUCUGAUUAAUGGAAGUAAAGCAGAUUUUCAGUAAAAAAAAAAAAAAAAAAAAUUCACGAUGUGCCCACUGUUACGACUUACGAUCUGCUCAUUCAAUGAGAGAAGAUAAAACCUAGAGGUGAUUAAUUACUUUCUCUCUAUUCUCUAACAUGGACUAUGACAGUUUGUCAGUUUCUACUUUCUAGGAGUACUCAUUAGUCAUAACUGUUUGGUUGAUAGUCAUAUUCAAGCGAUCAACAACUUUAUUGUUUAGGUUAAAGGUGAUAUGCUUUUGAUCAUUCAAACAAAACGUGAUCAAUGUAGAUUGUUUGUACUUAAAGCAAUGUAACCGUUGAUCGUCGUAGUUAACAAUAAUGUAAGUUGAACGAUUGAUACUAAAGCUAUGAACAUCUAAUCGCUUAGGACGAAAAUAAUCCGAGACAGAUCGCUUAGGGCUAAAUUACACGUUUGGUCACUCGAAUUACAUAAACAUUUCACGUUUGCCACCCAAAUUAAUUUUCUUUCAAAGUAACCACUCACUUUACGAAUCGUUUCACCGUUGGUCACCCUCCGUCAGACUCCGUUAACGCCGUCAGAUUUUUGAUGACGUGGCAAACGAAAGUGCUGACUGGGCUGACAGAGAGGCUAAAAAUAACCAUUUUCCCCAUUUUCAAAUACUUUUUACCUUUUUGGGAGGGAAAAAAACUCUUACUCACUAUUAAAACCCUUCUCACCUCAUUUUUGUUCUUUCUCAUCCAUCCAAAUUUUAGACAACACCUCUCCUCUUCAUCUUCCUUCAUCUUCUCCAUCUUCCUUAUUCUUCCACUUUCCGUAUUCUUCCUUCUCCAUCUUCUUCCUUCUCCCUUGCAACAACUUGUGAUCUCUGGAGGUUACCGAUCUAAACCAUGACUAACCCAUAUUGUCACUGUGGGUACCCAACAAGUUUGAGUAGUUGGACCGAUGCAAAUCCAGGGCAGAGGUUCUAUGGAUGUGGCAAGUUUGGGAUAAGACCAUUUCAAUCGCACUUCCUUUCGUGCUUUAUCUACCUUCUGUUUCGGUUUAGGUUCUGACCAUUCCCCUCAUUGUGCUUUCUUCUGUAGACGAAUGGAGCAUGCAAUUAUUUCUGAUGGUAUGAACCAGCCCUUGAUGAGCAUAUGCGAAACGUUGUGCUCAGCCUCCAUCAUCGAAUUCAAGAUCUAGAGAGAAGGGAACCAAGGAGAGCUUACAAAAUAACUGUCAAAAUGGCUUGCAUUUUCACUGUAAUGGUCAUUGUAUUUGGUUUCAUCUUGUUGGGAAAAUAAGAAAAUGUUGUUUCACUUGUAUCACUCGAAUGUUGUUUAUGUUUCAAUUGUACCAUUGUAAUGUACUUUUCGUUUCAUCUAUACCACCAGAAUGUUAUAUAUUUUUCACGGAAGCCACUACAGAGUUUUUUAUAUUUCAUCUGUAUCACUAUGAUUUUGAUUGCAUUUCAUGAAUGCCACUGCCUUGCUGGUUUUCUUUCGUUUGUAUCACUCUGAUAUUUUCUCUUUGAUAUGUAACACCUUGUAUAGAACAGAACAAUACAUAACAUAAAUGCAA